Messenger RNA from Arctia plantaginis, 2211 nucleotides. The record is from the annotation of a GenBank genome assembly. NCBI's taxonomy places the organism in Eukaryota, Metazoa, Arthropoda, Insecta, Lepidoptera, Erebidae.
AUGACGGGGAGGGUGCCGCCCCCGCGCGGCUUCGGGCCGCAUGCCUGUCUCGCGUUUACGCUCCUGAUACUCGCCGCCGGUAAAGUGACAUCAAGACGACCGGAACCCUACUAUGGGCGAUUAAUCGGCCGCUUGACACAAUACGCCCAUGGGAUUAGAGGCACCGUGUACGCGGUGGAUGAAAACACCGUCUACGUACGAGGGUUUGCCUAUGAUGGCACUGGUCCAGACGCAUACUUCUGGGUGGGAGACACACCACAACCGAGCCCUGAAGGGAUCUUAGUGCCGUACCCUGAAGACUAUGUAACAAGGGAUCCACCCAUUCUCAUGUCACACAGUAAUUCCGAUAUCUUACUAAAGCUGCCCGGAGGGAAGAGGCUGAGGGACAUUAAGUGGCUCAGCGUGUGGUGCCGACGGUUUACGGUAAACUUCGGUGAUGUAUUCAUCCCCCCUGGCCUGGACCCACCACGACCUAGAGUCCUUCCAGAAUUCAAACGGUUGGCACACGGUCUUCGCUCUGGCAAUAUAAGCGUACUGGACGCGAAAACGUUCUACAUACCAAACCUGCAUUAUGACGGAGCAGGACCUGAUGCCUACUUCUGGGUUGGCAAUGGCUCUGACCCUAGCCCUUAUGGUACCAAGGUCCCCAACGAAAUGGGCUCCCUGCAUCCCCUCCGCGGCUACCAAGGCGAAGACAUAGAGAUCCAACUGCCAGGCAAGCUAACAGCAUACGAUAUAGACUGGCUAGCUGUCUGGUGCGUGGAGUAUAGACACAACUUUGGACAUGUCUUCAUACCAAAGGACCUGGACGUGCCUCCAGCGCUGGGACAGACCAAAAUUACCGGUAAAAGGACGCCAUCUAUAAAUGGAACUGCUUAUAAGUUACAAAAUAUAAUAAAAUUAAGAACGACCACCGCUAAACCAAGAUGCUCCACUACAUCGCAAUCGCCUUUCGGUGCGACAAACAAUUGCAAAGAAAUAUUGGACAAGAGAUUGCAAGUGCGUUGGGAAAUUCAGGGUGACCAAGUCCAAAUCACGUUAUCAGCAAGACUUCGUAAGGAACAGUACAUGUCUUUUGGCAUCUCUGGUGCUGAAGGAAGACCAGCUAUGCUCGGAGCUGACGUGGUCGUCGCCUACUGGGAUACUAAGUCAAACAAGCCCCGGGUGUCGGACUACACGAUCACCCACUUGGCGCAGUGUGAUGGAGAACACGGCGUGUGCCCGGACGAGAAGCUCGGUGGAAGUAACGAUGUUGUCAUCGUAUCCGGUAGCCAAAAGAAUGGUAUCACCACCAUCACCUUUCGGCGUCCUUUAGCAGCCAAGGACUCGUUGAAAGACAAAGAAAUCCUGACAACGAGAUCCCAGUCUGUGAUCGCGGCGUUUGGACCCCUCAACUCGAAGUACGAAGCCAAUGCUCAUUCCUUCAUGGACACGACGAGGAAUGACGUACAACUUGACUUCGGAGCCCAGAACGACAAGUCGUGCAUCGGGUUGGCGGAGACAGCGGCGGAGGGCCCCGCGCCGUGGGCCCCGCGCGUGGUGUCGGGCGCCGCGCACCUCUCCGCGCGCAUCGGGCCCGCCGCCGGCGCGCGCGGCUACACGCCGCUCACCGGUCACCCAUCAUGGGGUAUAGCGUGGUACAUCAACGACCAGCUGAUCCCAGAGAUUUACGUCGAACGCGGUCGUACUUACACUUUCAUCGUUGAAGGAGGGGAUGACAGGACCAACCCUGCCAAAUUUCAUCCGUUCUACAUCAGUGAUUCUUCAGAAGGAGGCUUCGGGCAAAAGAAAGAAGAAGAUCAACGGAAACAGCGUGUCUUCGCUGGCGUUGCGUAUGACAAUGAGGGAUACCCUUACCCUACUGCUGUGGGUCGGUACUGUGAAUGGACCCACAAGACCACAGACCAGUCGGCCACGUCUGAAACAUUCGAGGAGUACAUGAAGACUCUGCAGCUGGAGUGUAAUGAUGGGGAGCCUGCCGUCCUCAACUGGACUGUGGCCCAUGAGACACCUGACUUGGUCUACUAUCAGUGCUACACCCACAACAACUUAGGCUGGAAGAUCCACGUGGUGGAGCCCGGGACCUCGGUCCCCAUCGCCGCCGGGGAGAAGUUCGCGCGAACCAACACGGCCUCCGCACACACCCUCCCCCACACCCUCGCCCCUCUCGCCCCACUCGCCUCGCUCCUCCUGCACCUGGGCCGGAGAUAA